Coprinopsis cinerea okayama7#130 is the source of this 255-nucleotide messenger RNA. RefSeq lists its product as hypothetical. Bases 1 to 255 code for a protein of 84 amino acids. Lineage: Eukaryota; Fungi; Basidiomycota; Agaricomycetes; Agaricales; Psathyrellaceae. The transcript has 2 exons. The record is from RefSeq and is a predicted model, not a curated record.
AUGGAGAUUGCCCUGCUGGGGUCCAAGUCAGGCGUGAACCUCGAAAGUGGCUCAGAGGGCAUGAACUUCCUCAGAGCGCUCGACCGCGUUACCGUAUCAACCGCGCCGAUGUGCCAAGACCACGGAGAUUGGAUCGCAGCACAGGGUGUGCAUCUCGUACAGGUAUAUGGCCUGACUGAGGCUGGCUGUUGUUGCAUUCUGACCGUCUCGAGGCGAUCCCAACUGGCAGGGGAUGCGCCCUUUCCCCAACGUUAA